Molecule: messenger RNA, 1449 nt
Organism: Dendrobium catenatum
Lineage: Eukaryota; Viridiplantae; Streptophyta; Magnoliopsida; Asparagales; Orchidaceae
Exons: 5
Biological process (GO): transcription initiation at RNA polymerase III promoter
Cellular component (GO): transcription factor TFIIIC complex
Molecular function (GO): histone acetyltransferase activity
Source: RefSeq, a predicted model, not a curated record
GAUAAUUCCAUCCGCAGCUGGAUUUUUCAUGGUGAUUCUCUAUAUGAUGCACCUUUAUCUUCAAAUUUUCCUGCUUCAGAUGCAUCUAGCAAUUUUUCUAGGGUUUCUGAUCUAUGCUUUGGGCUUGCACUUUCCCCUGGGGAGCUGAUGCUCGCUGUGGUCCGCAGCUUGGAUGCCAAUCUUCAGCACCAAAUGUAUGAGAAGAGGUCUCAGAGAGCAGUUGUUGAGUUUUUUUGGACUGGUGGCCAAUCUUUGGAGGUUCCAAAUGACAAAAUACUUGAUGGUUGCAGAUUUGAAGCCAUUAGUAGUUCGUCUGUGCUAGGGUUUGCCUGUUGGGAAACCAAUAUAUUGUGGUUUUUAAAGAACUUAGAAAAUGUGAAUAAGCCAGUAGUGAUUUGGGACACAAUAACUUCAUUACGAGACCUCAGGAAGGAUUUUCCUGGAGUAGUUGAGAAGAUAUUAACUAAAUGGAUAUCCAGCUGGUUUUCAGGUCCAUUGAUUGAUUCUGUUGAGAAGGUAUUAUUUCAUGAGCAUGAUAAGAUCUCGAUGGUCAGUUCCCGGAAAAUGCAACUGCUUAACAUCAUUUGCAGGAGGGUGAUGCGUAAUGGGAUGGAGAUUGAUUUAUUUAAAGAUGAUCAGCUUAAAGCUGAUGGGUCAAAUAACGAAGGAAGUAAUUCAGAUCCAUGGAAUGAGUUGCUUCUCAAAAGUGAAAGAGAGCUACAAGAGCGUCUUGUUGCUUUUUCUUUCCAAGCUGUCCUAAACCAUACAGCUGAUUCUGAGGUGACUCCUGUAGAGAGUGAAUAUUGGUCUCCUGUUGGAGUAGCACAGUUGGAACAGUGGACUGCCAUCAACGAUCAAACGAUUCAUAGUCAGCUUAAGCUUCUUGGAUCAGAAGUUGCUAAACUCAGGGGCAGGAAUAAUAAUGGCAUAUACGAAUACGUUGAGGAUGAGAGCUGCAGUUUUUGUUCAGCUCCAGUACUCUUUAAGUCUCCAGAAGUAGCAUGGUGUCAAGGUAUUGUGAAUCGGCAGGGUUCCAAGGAAAGACAUAAGCUAACAAGAUGUGUAGUGUCCAUGAGACUUUGCUCAGUGACAGAGCCACUUUGGUUCUGCAUGUGCUGCAAGAGAUGGGCUGCUAACCUUCUUCCUUACUCAUUCUUCACAAUGGAAAAUUCUCCUCUAUAUUUUCGAAAUGAAAGAACAUCUUAUGCAGUGGGGGAACGCUUAAAACCGUUGUGUCCGUUUUGUGGGAUUAUGCUGCAGAGGUCAAUGCCUGAUUUCUUGUUGUCAACUUCUCCAAUUUAGCAUUUCUUUUUCUUGUGGAAUUACCAUUCUCCCUUUGAAGUGUAAAUUUUUUUUUUGAAAAAGGAAAUUGUUAGUGUGCGAGAUCCUGGGAUGAAUCUUAUUUAACUUGAGGCCUUUUUAUGAAUUUGUUUAAGAUGAUUGUAUUUA